AUGCUUGAUAAUGUGGAGAAUAUUCAUCAUUUCAUCAACUCAACUUGGAGACUAUGUGCUCAUCUAGGUUGUUGGGUUUCUGGGUUAAUUUCAAAACCUAACAAAGAAGUGGUUGGCUCAAUUUCUAGGUUGGCCGAGGAAAGAGAAAAUUGUUAUCUAGAUUCCAUGGAUAUUGCGUAUAUAGAUAUUAGUUCGUCGGAUGAUGAGUUGGAAAUAUUGGAUUCUGGGAGAAUUCUUCCAUCUUGGGCUGCUUUUGAAAGGAAUUCAGAUUCAAGAAGGGCAAAUGGAAACACAAGUCAGCAUCAGACAGUAAAUUCCCGAAUUUCUAAUUCUCAUGGUACCGAUUAUGAAAAAAUGUCAUCUCAACAAGCUCUCAAGAGGACCCUGCCAUCAUCUUUUCAACCUGGUCCUAGCAAUGGAAACACAAGUCAGCAUCAGACAGUAAAUUCCCGAAUUUCUAAUUCUCAUGGUACCGAUUAUGAGAAAAUGUCAUCUCAACAAGCUUUCAAGAGGACCCUCCCAUCAUCUUUUCAAUCAUCUGAAACAAGGGCUUUUCCACCUUCAUCGUUUGCACCUAAUAACAGAGUAAGCAACUUAAGUAGCAGUCAGCUUCAUGAUGCAUACAGGAGUCGUCACCAUGGAGUAGGACCUAGCACGUCCGGUGAGAAGGGCUUUUUUCAUGACAAUUUUGGCAGAGGCAAUGAUGGAGAUCGUUUCAUGAAUCAGAACGGUGGGACCAGAGCUCUUCCUCCAUCUCUGAUGAUUGGAAAGGCAAUAACUCCACCAUUUGCUAGUUCUAGUGAAUCAGCAUACCGUUCUGGAAUAGGGGAUGAAAGGGCUCCUGAAACUGAUGAGAGACUAAUUUAUGAAGCAGCAUUACAGGAUAUCAGUCAACCAUUAAAAGAAGCCGAUUUACCUGCUGGCAUAAUGGCUGUCCCUCUUAUGAGACAUCAGAAAAUUGCAUUGGCUUGGAUGCUUCAGAGGGAAAAUAGGAGUUUGCAUUGCUUGGGGGGGAUUUUGGCUGAUGAUCAGGGCCUUGGAAAGACAAUUUCAACAAUUGCUCUCAUCCUAAUGCAAAGGCAGUCACAGAUAAAAUGGAAAACAGAUGAUACAUGCAACCAUAAAGCUGAAGCCUUGAAUUUGGAUGAUGAUGAUGAUAAUGGUAGUAUUGAUGUGGAAAAGCUUAAAAAUGAUGAAGAAUCCAUUGAUACAAAACCUAUUAUUGAACCGAGUAGUUCAACACGGGCCCCAAGUAGGAAAAGGCCUUCUGCUGGUACAUUGGUUGUCUGCCCUGCAAGUGUUCUUCGGCAGUGGGCCAGAGAGCUUGAAGAGAAAGUUGGAGAUGAAAAGCUUUCUGUUUUGAUCUUUCACGGGGGCAGUAGGACAAAGGAUCCUGUUGAACUUGCAAAAUAUGACGUGGUUCUCACAACAUACUCACUUGUGACUAAUGAAGUUCCCAAGCAACCUUUAGUUGAGGAUGAUGAUAUUGAUGAAAAAGAUCGCGAAAACUUUGGCUUAUCCUCUGAUUUUUGUGUCAAAAAAAAGAGGAAAAAGACAUAUAAUGGAAGUAAGAAGGGUAAAAAAGGUAAAAAGGGAAUAGACGGUUCUUCUUUCGAUAAUGCUUCUGGCGCUCUUGCAAAAGUAGGUUGGUUUAGGGUUAUUCUAGAUGAAGCUCAAACAAUAAAGAAUCAUAGGACUCAGAUGGCCAGAGCUUGCUCCAGCCUUAGAGCCAAAAGAAGGUGGUGCUUGUCUGGCACGCCUAUUCAGAAUACUAUUGAUGAUUUAUAUAGCUAUUUUAGGUUUCUGAAGUAUGAUCCUUAUGCUGUGUAUAAAUCAUUCUACAAUACAAUAAAAGUCCCAAUAUCCAGAAAUUCAAUUCAAGGUUACAAAAAACUUCAAAUAGUUCUGAGGACUAUAAUGCUACGUCGAACAAAAGGAACUUUGCUUGAUGGCAAGCCGAUAAUUACUUUACCUCCUAAAACAAUUAAUUUGAGUAAGGUGGAUUUCUCGUGUGAAGAGCGGGCCUUCUACAAGAAGUUGGAAGCUGAUUCACGUUCUCAAUUUAAGGCAUAUGCGGCUGCUGGCACAGUGAAUCAAAACUAUGCAAAUAUUCUUUUAAUGCUUUUACGUCUCCGUCAGGCUUGUGAUCACCCACUUCUUGUUAAAGAAUACAACUCUGAUCCUGUUGGAAAAGAUUCUGUCGAAAUGGCAAAAAGGCUUCCAAAAGAGAUGUUGAUAAAUCUGUUUAAUUGUCUGGAAACAACUGCCGCUAUAUGUUGUGUCUGCAAUGAUCCACCCGACGACGCUGUUAUUUCGAUGUGUGGUCAUGUCUUCUGUUAUCAAUGUGUAUCAGAACAUUUGACAGGUGACGAAAAUAUGUGCCCUGCAAAUCAUUGUAAAGAACAAAUUGGCGAAGAUCUUGUUUUCUCCAAAGCAACUUUAAGGAGUUGCAUCUCUGACGAUCUUAGUGGCAGUAGUUCUGGAAGUUCGAGCCUUGUUGAUUAUUCAAUAGUACAAAAUAGUGAUUACAGCUCAUCUAAGAUCAAAGCCGUCCUUGAAGUUCUGCAGUCAAGUUGCAGAUUGAAGGCUAAUUCUAGCAACAGAUAUUCACCGCCUUCUGAUGAUUCAGAUAUUGAAGAUUUUGAUUCAGAUGUCAAGGUUACAAAAGUCACAAGAAAUUAUUCAGAGUGCACAACUGGUGGACCGCUAAAGGCUAUAAUUUUUUCUCAAUGGACUACCAUGUUGGACUUAGUUGAGACAUCAAUGCAACAGUCUGGCAUAAAAUACAGGAGACUUGAUGGUAGGAUGACUCUGACUGCGAGGGAUAGAGCUGUUAAGGAUUUCAAUACAGAUUCUGAGAUUACUGUUAUGCUGAUGUCUCUAAAAGCAGGAAACCUUGGUUUGAAUAUGGUUGCUGCAUGUCAUGUUAUUCUUUUGGAUCUUUGGUGGAAUCCAACUACUGAAGAUCAAGCUAUUGAUCGAGCUCAUAGAAUUGGACAGACUCGUCCCGUUACUGUGACACGGAUCACCAUAAAAGAUACAGUUGAAGAUAGAAUACUGGCUCUUCAGGAUGAAAAAAGGAAAAUGGUGGCAUCUGCUUUUGGUGAAGACCAUGCUGGCGGUUCUGGAACUCGGCUUACAGUUGACGAUCUUAAAUAUCUUUUCAUGGUAUAG
Molecule: messenger RNA, 3174 nt
Organism: Lathyrus sativus (Indian pea)
Lineage: Eukaryota; Viridiplantae; Streptophyta; Magnoliopsida; Fabales; Fabaceae
Source: the annotation of a GenBank genome assembly